Messenger RNA from Sinocyclocheilus grahami, 1057 nucleotides. RefSeq names its product myeloid leukemia factor 1. Lineage: Eukaryota; Metazoa; Chordata; Actinopteri; Cypriniformes; Cyprinidae. The transcript has 7 exons. The record is from RefSeq and is a predicted model, not a curated record. Bases 62 to 817 code for a protein of 251 amino acids.
GCACUGUGUGUGGGGUUCCGACAGUAAGUGCAGCGCGUGCGUCCUUCAGAAGCGCAGCGCGAUGCUCAGACAGCAACAAGACGAGCCCUUCUUUGCCGACCCGUUCCAGCUGCAUCAUGAGCGCAUGCAGCAGAUGAUGGGGGGUUUCUCUGACCCCUUCGGUCACAGGGGUCACGGGGGUCACAGGGCUGCGGCUCAGCCCAACACUGGCCCGAACGACCGCAGCAGCCGAGAGCUGGAUUUCUUUAGCAAUCCUUUGGCUAUGAUGGACAGCAUGAGGAACAGGAUGGAGGCCAUGCAUCGAAAUGUUGAGAACAUGCCUUCAGACCCCAACAGCCACUCGUUUUCCUCUUCCUCCGUCAUGACGUACUCUAAAGCGGGACACGAGCCGGCCAAAGUCUUCCAGGCCUCGUCUCAGACGCGCUGUGCUCCUGGAGGAAUAAAGGAGACCAGGAGGAGUCUGAAGGACUCUGAGAGCGGACUGCAGAAGAUGUCCAUCGCCCAUCACAUCCAGGACAGAGGCCACGUCAUCGAGAGGAAAGAGAACAGGAAAACCGGAGAGAAGGAGCUCAACCAGGACUUCCAGAACAUGGAUGAAACGGAGGCCCAGUCCUUCGAUGAGGAAUGGCAGAGAGAAGUGUCCCGGUUCCAGGCUUCUGCGCCCAUGUCCCGUCUGGAAGCACCGAGACAGCGAGCGGUUCACCGAGCGGCCAUCACAGCACCACGAGACACUCACAGAAACGACAAAGCGGCCGCAGGACAUCAACGCCAUUAUAAUGAGCUCAACAUUAAAGGCUCGGGCAGCAAGAAGCACUAAAGCUCGUUCACAAUAAAACACUCUUGACAGGAAUCAACUGGCUGGUGUUUUUAUACUGCAGUUUCCUCAUACUGUAUUCUUACGCCUGUUGCACACCACAAACUUGAGCAGCAGCAAAAACCAUUGUCCUUCAGCACAUUUCUGUAAUGCACUUAUCGAUGUUGUUUAUUCUGGAGUAAUCACCAUCAAAACCUUGCUCUGUAAACAUUUGCAAAAUCAAAACUGCAUGAAAGACGACUU